UGUGUUUUUCGUAGAUAAUAAGAUUUGUGCCAUAAUAGCAAAUUGAAUAUGGACGACACUUAUAUAUCUAAGUUGGAAGCUUAUAGAAUUCUACAUUUGCCCGAGGGUGCUGAUGAAAGUCAAAUCAAAGUAGCUUACAGACACCUUGCAUUGUCGUAUCAUCCGGAUAAACAUGAAGAUUCAAGCCAUGCUACUGAGAUGUUCCAAAAAGUAAGCAUGGCGUACAAAAGGUUAACCGAACCCGACGCUGAGGAUUAUUCAACAGCGUUCGCAAAUUUCUUCCGUAGAUAUCCCACCGUUUCAGUGAGUAUUAUGCAAGAUAACGAGUUGAUACGGGUCGGGUUGUCAAGCUCUGAUGACGAAGAAGUUUGCUCCAGGAAUUGUCGAGAUUGCCACAAGAAACGGGGUUAUCGAAAAUCUCGCAUCAAACGUGAAGCGUCGGAAGAAAUUACUGAUCCCAAGGUUUUGGAGGCCAAACAACAGAUUGCGGAUAAAAUUGCUGAAGAAUUAAUUAAAGUUGAAAAUCAAGAAAAACAAAAAGCGAAUCAAAAACGAGAAAAAAGAAUGAGGCAAAAAAAGAAGAAAAAAGAAAAAUUGCAAAGUGAAAAUAAUUUAGUUGAAAAUAAUUUGAAAGAAAAUGAAUUGAAUGAAGUUUGUGCGAAGGGAGACGAAAAAGAUAUAGUAAAUAAUUCAAGUUUAAAAGAAGCGAAACAUUCGAAUGGUUAUCAUAAGUCGAGCGGUCAUAUACCACAUGAGGGAGAUAAAGAGGUUAAUAAAAAAAAUUCACCAAAAUCUUCAAGUGAUUCUGACGAACCUGAAUGGGACGAACACAGCGCGUUUUUUUCCAAAGUUGCCAAAAUAAAAGUGAAACCCACCCCUAAGGUGGUUCCAGCGAGCCCGGUUAAAAAAUCUGAGAAAAUUAUUGAGGAGACGGAGGAGCAGAAAAAAGAACGAUUAAUUUUAAAAUCCCGUCAACUGGCUAUGAAUGGUAACGACCGUGCAGCUGAGGGUCGGUUUAAUGACGCGGUGAAUUUAUUCACGCAAGCAAUACAACUACACGGGGUUGACCAUCGAUAUUACGGCAAUCGGUCGUAUUGCUAUGAUAGAUUGGGAUUGUUUCAGAGAGCAUUGGAUGACGCAACCACCGCUGUUCGACUGAAUCGUGAUUGGCCGAAAGCUUAUUUUCGUAAGGGGAGGGCACUGUGCGGGUUGAAGAGAUACACAGAAGCUGAGGAAAUGUUUCACAAAGUUUUACAACUUGAUAAACAUUGUAAUGAAGCUAGAGAUGAACUUCAUCAAGCCAGGAUUUGGCAACUUGUUGACAUGGGAUUCUCCCGACAAUUAUGCGAAGUAGCGCUACGUAAACACGGUGGUGUGGAAAAAGCUUUGGAAGAUUUAUUGAGUGGAGUGUUGAAUGAAACUUCGUUGAAGGAUGUUUAUGUUUCCGACGAAGAAUCCGAAGAAUUUUUUAAAAAUGAAAUAAAGUCGGAACCAACGAAAGAAGGAAUGUAUUCGUUGGUACACACCAACACAUUAUGGAUCGGCGACAUGAGUCCCGCGGUCACCGAACAAAUGUUGAGUGAAUACUUCAGUAAGUAUGGGAAUGUAGUUAGGAUUGUAAUGAUGUUGACGAAAAGAUGCGCGUUCGUUACGUUUGAUACCGAGGGGGAGGCAAGGAAGGCAAUACUUGCUAGCGAUUGCAUUCAGAUAAACAACACAAUGUUGAUUCUAAGAUUCCCCGAUAAAGCUUACAACAACAAACCUGUGAGAUAUCAUGGCCCUCCAAGGUUUUCGAAUCGCAACGCUAAUUCUGCUGCACCGGUGACCUCUGGAACAAUACCAACAAAGGUUCCCACCCGCACCACCUCCACCACCCUUGAUAAAACCGGGGCAAUACAAACAAAGUUUCAUACAGUGGCCCCUAUAACAUCGGGACGUCGUGAAUGUUUCUUCUGGCGCAACCGUGGUUGUCAGUACGGGGAUCAGUGCAGAUAUUUGCACAUACCCCAAAACAAAGGGAUCGAAUUAUCGUGAUUUUAAUUUCCGUGCUUUGCCUUAAAAUGAGUGAUUUUGUGCUUUUUGAUAAUUGUGAGAAAUUUUAAAGUUUCAGUAAAAAUAUAUUUCAUCUAUGGUAGUGGUUUAUUUUUAUGCAAAAUAAACCAAUUAUGCUAAAUAGUUGUGUUGUUUCAGGGAGUCUUAA
This is a messenger RNA of Ciona intestinalis (vase tunicate), 2200 nucleotides long. The record is from RefSeq and is a predicted model, not a curated record. Lineage: Eukaryota; Metazoa; Chordata; Ascidiacea; Phlebobranchia; Cionidae.